CGCGGCGGGCAGUUCAGUUUGUUUGUUGUCGUCAGCUGGGAGAGAGGUUCGUGCCGCUUUCAUCGCGAGUCCCAAGUCGAGCUCAGUUCGAAAACCGGAGCCGAUCGCGAUCGCUCAGUCAGCUGACCCGGCCGUUCCACGCGUAGUGUGUAAACCCAACAACAGUGCGUCCUAGUUCGUUCCUAACCUUUCGUCACCGUUAUCAACACAAUUUAUCACAAAGGAUCAUAACUGCUUAUCAAGGUACGUUUAAAAUCAGUCGGAUAUCGUCCUGUUAUUUCCGAAGCAUUUGAUGCAAAAAACAUGCUGGUCCCGGCCAAGUUCCAGUACGCGCUGCUGGGCGGCCUCAAAGUUCUCACAGCCCUCGUCUGGCCCAUCACAAAAGUUAUCAGCUACACCACCUCACAGAAGAAGUUACCACCCUUAAAAAAUGAGCUCCUCCUGCUCAGUGCCAAAGAGCUCGCCCGGCUCAUCAGGACCAAAAAGGUCAAGAGUGAGGAGGUGCUGAAAGCUUACAUCACCCGAGCGCAGGAGAUCAACCCAGUUCUGAACUUCAUGGUGGAGGACCGGUUCGUGUUGGCUUUGGAGGAGGCGCGGGCCGCGGACACUCUGAUCGCCAGCGGCGCUAAGACAGAAGCCGAGCUGGAAGCCGAGUUACCACUCCUCGGGGUCCCUCUUUCCGUCAAAGAGAGCAUCUCUGUCAAAGGGAUGAGUAACAACGCCGGACGGACAGCUCCGUUCUCGAAUGUGGCGAAUGAAGAUGCUGAGACGGUGCGAUGCUUGAAGCUGGCCGGUGCCAUACCUUUCAUCGUGACCAACACCCCGGAGCUGUGCAUGAACUGGGAGACCACCAACUGGGCCACCGGAACCACCAACAACCCCUACGACACUCGUCGAACUCCCGGUGGAUCUUCAGGCGGAGAGGCGGCACUCAUUUCUUCUGCAGGAUCUGUCAUUGGCGUCGUCUCGGACAUCGGUGGAUCAAGCCGGCUCCCAGCCAUGUUCUGCGGAAUUUUUGGGCAUAAACCAACUCCAGGUAUUAUCAGCAUCGAUGGUCACAUGCCCUCAGCUCGUGAUAAGCAGUGGCACAAAUUCUUUUCAAUCGGAGGUAUGUCGCGCUACUCUGAGGAUUUGCCGUUACUUCUCAAGUGCAUGAUGACCGACAAAACUCUGGCAGAUAAAUUAAGACUCGAUGAAUUGGAACCGGUGAAAAAUAUUAAGUUCUACUACAUGGAAAAUGAUGGACCCACGAUAAUCAACAACGACACACACAUCGAAAUAAAAGAAGCUAUGAGGAAAGUGGUCAACUACUUAGACGUAAAACACGGAAUCAAAGCGCAGAAGGUCAAUAUCAGCAUGGAUGAUGCGUUUGCUUUAGCUCUUAUACUAAUGGCACGCAUGGAAAAUAUCCCAAGCGUCUUCGAUCGCGAGGAAUCUUCUGCUCUCAGCGUUCCCGGAGUGAGUCCUCUAGAGGAAGUCAAGAAAUUCUUCUCAUAUUUGACGUAUAAAUACACAAUCUCUCCCGUGCUUUUUGCGAUGUUGAAAAAAGGAAUCGAUCAGAUUUCAAAAGAUAGUGUCAGAGCGUUGUAUGAGAAGAAACAAGAGCUAACAAAGACCUUUGAGGAUUUGUUAGGAGGCGAUGGUGUCUUUCUCUACCCAUCAUUCCCAAACGUAGCCCAUUUUCAUUACCAGAUUUACUACCUCUUUCCAAAUAGCUCAUAUUUAGCCCUUUUUAAUGUCACAGAAAUGCCUGUAACCAACUGUAUGGUAGGAGUCAACUCACAGGGUCUGCCAAUUGGUAUUCAGGUUGCAGCGAACAAAUUUCAGGAUAGGUUAUGUCUUUCAGUGGCCAGAGAACUUGAGACAGCCUUUGGAGGCUGGGUUCAGCCACCAUGUUACGAGCCUGCAACAACGACUGCAUGAUGUAUCCCAAUUUAGUCGCCAUUCUCAGUAUUCCACGGCGUCUCGUCAGAAUUUUCGGUGUUUGUAAUGAACUGCAGUCGUGCGAAGCAAGAUGUGGUAUAACCAGGAUCCGUGGAUCUAGCGACGCUGAAAAAAGACUGGUUUCAAGUGGAGUUAAUCCCGUGAAAGUUCCUACAUGUUCUGCUGAACUACAUUUUGAAAUCAAGAGCUACAAUUUUUAGCUCAUGUACAAAAGCUCUUAUCUGCAUAGGGAACUUAGCGGUACACAUGUUAUUUAUAAAAUGAGCCAGAAAUAGUAGUUCUUCGUUGAUAAAUGAAGCUCAGUUUGCUCUCAAAGUCUUUCUCGUUCGAGAGAUUCCUACAGUGAGGGACGCACAGGGAGCUGGUUUCCCCAUUUGCGGUUGUGAAAUGGAUUACAUUUUGAAAUUAGGAACUGCAAUUUCUAGCUAAGUUUAGGAACGUAUCAUUUGUUCCGUAAUGAAUGUAAGUGUUUCUAUGGAUGAGAAAAAAAUUGUAGUUCCUUUUCAACAAAAUGCAGUCCAAAUAAUAGUGUGAGCGUUGAAAGUAAUCAUUAAAGAUGCAGAAUGACUGACGAUUGAUGUCAAACGUGACCACUCCCCCAAGGCCUUUGUUACUCGUGCAAGCCACAAACUUUGUCCAACUUUAUCACUGAGAAAAAUAUUCCCCUGAAUUUUUACGUCGCGACAGAGCUUCACGUUGAAUCAACCGGAAAUCUCCCAAGAGCGACAAGACGUCCCUUUAAAGUAACGAAGACCCUUUUCGAAACGAGCCGAAUUUUUGCGGUUUCCAAGAGACAUUCUUGUUCGUGGCAUAUUUAACAGAUAUUCCCGUUGAUCCAACACGAAAAUUUUCGCGGGCUAGAAGAGAUGGCUUUACUGGGGACGCGUGAUUGGUCGUCGUUGAAUUUUGCUCGAGUAACAUCAGGUUCAGAGUAGAAUUCGAGGAAAAGUUGACUAUUGCUACAAAUAACAUCAAUCAUAAUAAAAUAAUAUGAAGAAAGAUUGGCAAAGUUGACCAAAAUAAACUCUGUAUUGGCAAUUUUCGGUCAGAUGACUUAUCUAUGUCAGCCUAACUACCACUGAAACGCGGUUAUAUUUGUCUUGAAUUGGAUCAAACCACGAUGUCUUCGAAAUGAAAUUUAAAGGCCAACAGAUAAUAGAUAAUGGUCCGGUCAAAGUCAUUGACCAAAAUAUUGCUGGAAACUGCAAUAGCUGGUUUCAACCUAGAAAGUUUCACAUGCUUUUUGCCAGUUUGGAUCCUGUAACACCAACAAUGAAAUGUUGACGAAAGAGAAAUGAGAUCAUCGUAUGGUCGCAUGGACAAUUGAUAGUCCUGUGAUGACCUCUGUAAAGGAGAAGUGAAGAGGUAACACCCACAAAAGCAAUUCACAGAAUUUCUCACUAUGAGUACCUGCAUCAGGAAUCAUCACAUUCAUAGCUGUAAGUUCAAUCUAAUUUAGGUAAGAUUUUUUUAAUGAUUCUAGGACGUAGCGCUUUUUAGCUAUUGUUUGACCGUUUGAAGAAUACUCAUUCCCUUUGAAAAAUGAUUUGUCUCUGACGUUGGAAGAUUUUUUUUUAAACAUUAAAACCGCGAUGUGGUAUUCUUGUCUAAAGACUCAAUAACCCUGUAUUAUUUGCGCUGAAUCAGGCAAUCCCUGUCAACGACCAGUUUUUAUUCUUUUUUAUUUUUUUUUAAUUCCUAACAAAUGAUAAAUAAAUAUUUUACAGUAUAGUGUUAUAGAUUACAUGAGAUAAAUUGAUUUUUUCAAGCAAUUUCUCUUUUAGCCACUCCAAAGAUAGCGGCUCAGCUGAGCAUCUCCCAACGUUCACCAGACCUUGAAAAUCGAUGUAACACCCACUAAUUUUUCCCCUUUUCUCCAAACCCAGAGAUAACUUUUCAUUCUUCGCUUUAGAAUUUUAUAAUCUAUGAUGACUAGAAUUUAUAUUAAAUCCUUGAGUGUAUGUAAGAAUCUGCGCGAAAUUAUUAUGCAGUUGGUUUUAAAAGCGUUAAAGUGUGCACCCUUUCCGCUUUUUGAUGGUUUAAGCCAAAGUUGUGAUAUUAUGCUUAGUUACUAUGUUAGUUCUAAAUAUUUUUCUAAAAUUAUUUUUAAAUUUCUUUUUUCCAGUUGUCCCUAUUAUUUAUUUUAUUCACUACGCAAUGCUUAAUUUCUUAUCUCCCUCUCCAGCUGACGUUUGAUACCAAAGGAAAAAGUCUAUUUAAAGUUCGAAUAUCUACAAUCCUAUUAAGACACUGAAGACACGCAAACUCGAUUUUGUGGCCUCAAAAUUUCCAUUCAGGUUUCAUUUUUGUAAAAGAGAGACAACUUACAUGUUGAGAUGAAGUUUUUCAAAUAAUUUGAUUUAAACAAAUUUAAAGGAUGUGUAGAUCGGAGGACGUUUAUCCAAAUCAUCAUCAAGAUCAUCAGCGUGAUUUUAACUUUUAACAUUGAAAUCAAAUAACCUCAUACGUUUGAUUGUCUGUAGAAGAGUGACGCAAUCAUUGACGCCAGGGCAGAAUUCCCUGCAACACUUAAAUUAUAGAAAUUCAUAAAUAAAUUCAUACAUCAACAUGUUAUAGAGAAGGUGGAAUGCGCUUUCACCGAAACGUAUUUAAGUUAGGGUUCUUAAAGUUUCAUUUCAAAACUGUGUUUUACUUCAUGUUUUGGUAUGAAAUUGAUAGCUAAUCAUUCACUAUUGUAAAUGUUUCGCAGAUGGUCCUCAGUUUCAUUUUAAUGCGUGACAAAUCAUUUAUAGACUAAUAUCCUCAUUAGGUUACGUUUUCUAUUUGAAAUAGCUUGUCAAGAGGUUUUUUUAUAAAUAGUCCCACCAAAAAAAAUUAAAUUAAAAUGUAAUAAAACUAAAUAUGGGCGCUGCUUUACAUCUAUGCGAGAUAAAAUUAUCCGAAAUUUUAAUCGCAAGGUGGCUUGGUCUACGGUUUUGAUAUAACAAAAUUUAUUGAAAAUUGAUUAGCUAUAUAGACCUUUUUUAGGUUUUGUUUAUACAAUUUCUCUCCCAUAUCAAACUCAAAAUAACAAAACUAAGUUCACCAUGAAAAUGCCUCGAAUUUUCUCGUAAACAUAUGAUUUAAAAGGACUCAUUUGAUGACAUUCAAAGCUAAUUUUGUACUUUUGUAAGUUUUAAAUUAUAAAAUCUUGUUUUACGACGCGUUCCGCAACUUAUUUGACUCCGUGAUACCUCAACUCACCGGAUGAUCAAAUAAAAUACUUUAGUUUUCAAAUGAAAUAAUUUUUUACCAAAUAAAAUUUUUUGUAAGAAUUUUCA
This is a messenger RNA of Bemisia tabaci, 5225 nucleotides long. Its product is annotated as fatty-acid amide hydrolase 2-A. NCBI's taxonomy places the organism in Eukaryota, Metazoa, Arthropoda, Insecta, Hemiptera, Aleyrodidae. The record is from RefSeq and is a predicted model, not a curated record. Gene Ontology annotation, cellular component: endomembrane system.